ACACUGUGAUUCCAGCCCAGCUUCAUGAUGUUUGUCUUGGCUGCAGAGACUCCUCUUGACCUCCACGCGCCGUCUUUGAUGGGCUGUGACGGGUCCUCAGACGGAGAUCAGACCAGAUCACAGUCAAUGGGAAGAAUCCGUGAUUAUCAGGUGUGAUUGAGCGUCUACAAUGGAAAACUCCACUGACGACUACAGGAUCCAGUCAUUUGACCUGGACACUCAGAUGUUGCUGAAAACAGCCCUGAAAGAUCCCAGUGCAGUGAACCUGGACAAAGUUUCCGACAUCAUCGUGGACCAGUCUCUGAAGGACCAGGUGUUCAGUAAAGAGGCCGGACGCAUCUGCUACACCAUCGUGCAGGCUGAGGCCAAGCAAAACAACGGAAUCGUGUUCAGGAGAAACUUGCUGAACCGACUCCAGCAGGAGUUCAAGGCCCGCGAGGAGACCAGGGGGCGCUCGUUGCAGGAGUGGGUGUGCUACGUCACGUUCAUCUGCAACGUCUUCGAUUACCUCAAAGUGAACAACAUGCCGAUGGUGGCCCUGGUCCAUCCUGUGUAUGACUGCCUGAUGAGGCUUUCCCAACCUGAUGCUCUAAUGAAUGAGGAAGAGGUGGACUGCCUGGUAGUGCAGCUGCAUCGCAUCGGAGAACAGCUGGAGAAGGUGAACAACCUGCGGAUGGACGAGCUUUUCUUCCUGCUGCGGGACGGCUUCCUGCUGCAGGAGGGCCUCACCUCCAUGACCCGUCUGCUACUGCUGGAGAUCCUGGAGUUCAGGGCCGGGGGUUGGUUGCUCAGCGGCACUGCCCACAAGUAUUACUACAGCGAAAUCGCAGACUAGGGCAGUUGCAAGUGUGUGGGGUCGCCGAGCAGCUUUUUUGCAGCUGCGUUGGAAAAACCUUCAAGCACCUUGGAUACCUUCGCGCUCGCCACCGAGCGCAAAACCAGCAAUUUCAUGACCAGCGGCGACACCUGCCAAGUAUUCAACGGAGGGCUCGUGAAGAUGGCGGCUCAUGAAGUGUAAAAAGACUUUGAUUUUGCUGGAGUGUUCCCUGCGUUUGAUGAUAUUACUGAGACGUGCCGUGGAUGUGGAACGUGCAAUAGUUCACAGGGAGCUGAAAUUCAGUUAACGAGGUUUAGCCACAUUCGGGUACACUUUGUUCUAAAGUUUGGAGAAAUGUUUUAUGUUGUUAAUUUUAUUUUUCUGGCAUUCCUGUUUUGAGAAAACAUUUCAGCUUAUUUUUUACCAAAUUUGAAGGACAUUCCAGUCAGAUACAAGCUGAUAUGGUCUUUGCUUUACAUUCUGUUGUUGUGUGACCAAUGUUUUAAUCGGUUGAAAAGAAAUAUUUUAAUUAUGUAGUGAAAAUCUUUAUAGUGCAGAGUUGAAUUUGACAAGAGUCUUGAUUUGCAGUUUAGUGGAAGUUUCGGUCAAACUUGUCCUGUAGGAUUUCUGUUACAGUUUCUCUGCCACUCUGUGAAGUUCAGAUGAAACAUGUCUUAAUUCAGGGAUUUUAUUUUUCUUAUAUUUCUUAAAACUUAACUUAUAGAUAAGAGAAUCGUUCCAUUUCAUAUAUAAAAACGGAUAAAAAAAAGUUUGACAUUUAAUUGAUUUCUGGAUUCACAAGUUUUGUUUGUUUAACAAGUCGUGCCAAUUCAACACUCAGUAACCGACGCUCUUAAUGUUGUAGUCAAGGUGCUAGUUGAGUAGCUAUUUUCCUUCCUUCAUAUAUUCACAGGUAUACAAAAUAUUGCAUUUGAAUUCAGGUUCCACCAGCACUGAUGACGAUAUGUAGCUGAACUCGAGUUUUUAUGUUGGAGUCUGCCGUUACCUUGGUUUAUUGUUCUCAGUAGCGGCGCCGAUAUCCUCAACCAAAGCUGUGCCUUGGAAUCAGACAGACACAAGCAUACGACUCAUGUCACGUGGUUCAAAUAUUACCGCAGUUAUUUUGCAAACCUGUUUGUGUAAAAGUACAUAAAGCUUAACAUAAAAUUUACUUUAACAGCAUGUGGACCAAUCUAACAAGUGUGAAUUCCCAGAAAGAAUCCUCAAUGUUAAAAAAAAAAAAUUAUGUGAAACAUUAACUGUGUUAAGUCCAAAUUGACAGGAUUUAGGACAUUUUGUAGAAUAUCGCCCAGAAUCUUUUCUCUCUAGUAGAGUUUGAUGAUUUAGACAUAAACUUUGGUAUUUGUCACUACAAUCAGACUGAAUGUUUAAUAGACAUGAUUAAAGUAGAAAAUACCAGGUUACAUGCUGUAGACAAUUAAAGUCCCUGAAUGGCAGGGCACAGACCUGACUGCAAUAUACUGUAUGUUUCUAUAUUUUAUUACAGCGUUGCAGCAUUUUUACUUCACUUUAUGGUUGAGUUGUACAUUGAAUGCAAAUUUAUUUGUUCUAAUAAAUCUCUGGAAGUUGUUCCUCAAAUCA
This is a messenger RNA of Hippoglossus stenolepis (Pacific halibut), 2419 nucleotides long. It is a transcript of the gene mif4gdb, whose product is annotated as MIF4G domain containing b. Gene Ontology annotation, molecular function: protein binding; translation activator activity; RNA binding. Gene Ontology annotation, biological process: regulation of translational initiation. The record is from RefSeq and is a predicted model, not a curated record. Gene Ontology annotation, cellular component: cytosol. The transcript is spliced from 6 exons. Bases 170 to 835 code for a protein of 221 amino acids. NCBI's taxonomy places the organism in Eukaryota, Metazoa, Chordata, Actinopteri, Pleuronectiformes, Pleuronectidae.